Messenger RNA from Eucalyptus grandis, 1361 nucleotides. RefSeq names its product protein ACCELERATED CELL DEATH 6-like. The transcript is spliced from 2 exons. Gene Ontology annotation, molecular function: protein phosphatase 1 binding; protein phosphatase regulator activity. NCBI's taxonomy places the organism in Eukaryota, Viridiplantae, Streptophyta, Magnoliopsida, Myrtales, Myrtaceae. The record is from RefSeq and is a predicted model, not a curated record. Bases 1 to 1269 code for a protein of 422 amino acids. Gene Ontology annotation, cellular component: plasma membrane.
AUGGGCGACUGUCAAUCCUUCGAGUGUUCAUGUGGAUGUAGCCCUAAUUUGGAGUUCCUGAUCCCAAAAUUAUUCGCCAACAUACGCAUAUGGAACAAGAAGCUAUUUGCAAUGACCGACUCAAGAGGGGGCAAUGUAUUACAUUUAAUUGCUUACCUCAACUGGUCCGAAGCAUUCGAUAACUUUCAACCAAAAUUUGAGUAUUUGGCUCGGGAACGGGACAUGAAUGGGGAUCUUCCCAUUCAUAUAGCAGCCAAGAUGGGCCAUGUUAAACUAAUCAAGAAGCUACAUCUGGUAUCACAAUUGCCAAACGGACGAGGACAAACCGUCCUUCAUGUCACAGCAAAAUAUGGGAGAGCUUUCGCAGUGAGACAUAUACUCAGACAUCCAGAACUGGGAAAGCACAUAAAUGCAGUAGAUCAUGCUGGAAAUACACCAUUGCACUUGGCUGCAAUGCAUUCACAACCCGCUGCUUUGAUUCAUCUUUUGCUGGAUAAAAGAAUUCGACUCACCAUUUCCAACAACAGAUGCUUGACCGCUUUCGACAUUGCUAAAGAAUGCAGGAGAACGAGGCAUACGAUUCGGAAUGAUUUGGCAUACGUGGUGUUGGCUUGCUCGUACAUUUGGGAAUCUUCAGUUGCUGGGAGAGACACCCUCAUACUUAGGCCGGAAGCUCGAGAUCAAAAGCUUGUCUACUCGCGCGAAACGAAGCCAGACAGGGAUGCCAACAGGGAUUUCAUCAGUUCCCGUAUGGUGGUGGCAAUGCUUGUGGCCACUGUGACUUUUGCAGCUGGUUUUACAGUUCCUGGAGGAUUUAACGGCUCGGACAUGGCCUCCAAAGAUGACCGGGGUAUGGCUACGUUGCUGGACAAGAGAAUGUUCCAGGCUUUCGUGAUUUGCAACACCAUCGCAAUGUUCUGCUCAAUGAUCGCCGUUGUCAACCUCAACUUGGUGCAGCCAGAGGCCGACCGAGCUGUGAGAACUGCAUACUCGACCUCAAUACUGUGGCUAACAAUUGCACUCCCGGCGAUGUCCGUCGCUUUCUUAACCGGUGUCACCCUGACCGUUGGCAAACUCUCUUGGCUUGCCGACACUAUAUUUUAUUUGGGACUCGUUUUCCUCCUCAUUAUCUCAGGUGCUAAAUUGUUAGAGUUCCCUGCCUUCUUUAUGAUCUGCGUUUGUUGUCGUCGUCUGAUGUUCUGGGUUAUCCUCGCUUACAUUUAUGUGUGCGGAGUUGAUACGUACAUUCAUGAUGACAAGGAAGGUUGACGGAAUAGCGAGCGAGACCUCCACUGGUCGGCCUACGGAUGGCGCUGGUAAAUCGAAGAUCGGUGACUCAGCGGCAGAGAAAUGUGGGGAUA